AGGAGACUCCAGAUACAAUUAGGAGGAAAGACACAAUAAAAGGCCACUGUUGCUGACUGUCUCACUAUUGGUGUGUGCAGUUUGGGAGCAAUGGCAACUACAAGGGUAAGUUUAGCACUUGUGGGGCUUUUUCUGGUCUUCAACUAUGUGAGCAGUACACCUGCAUCCCCGCAAGCUGUAAAAAUGCCACCUCAAGCUCCUCAGCUUCCUGGGAAGCCUACUUUGCAGCCACAGAUGCCUGGCCAGGUUGUGAAAUGCCAAGUGCAAGACUAUGAAAGGGUUCCUUGUGGAGAACCUGGCAUCAACGGUGAUCAGUGCACCACUAUAAACUGCUGUUUUGAUGGCCAACAGUGCUAUUAUGGGAAGAUGGUGACUGUCCAGUGUACCCUUGAUGGCCAGUUUGUGCUGGUGGUGGCCAGAGAUGCAACAGUUCCCAGGAUAAGCCUGGAGUCCAUCAGCAUGUUGGGAGGAAACCUUGGACCCUGUAGUCCUGUUGACUCGAAUACAGCCUUUGCUAUAUACCAGUUUCCUGUAACUGCUUGUGGGACGACCAUGAUGGUACAAGGUGGCUAUGUGGUCUAUGAAAACAGGAUGCUCUCUUCCUAUGAAGUUGGGGUUGGACCCCGAGGAGCAAUCACCAGAGACACUCACUAUGAGCUUUACUUCCAGUGUAAAUAUUCAGGUGUUAGCUUGGCCACUCUGGCUAUUGACCCUUCAGCCAAUGCUGAUCCUCCCUCCAUUGUUGCUUCUGGACCACUCCAAGUAGAACUAAGACUAGGAAAUGGUCACUGUGUUGCAAAGGGGUGUGCGGAAGGUGAGAAACUUGUCUGGAUAUUAGCAUGUAGUCUGACUUGUCAGUGGUUUGAACAGGAUUUGAUUUCCCCCCUCUGCCACCCAACAGAUGAAGUAGCCUAUACCUCGUACUACAGUGCUGCUGACUACCCUGUGACUAAGGUUCUGAGGGAACCAGUGUAUGUUGAAGUGCACAUUGUGAGAAGAACUGAUCCAAAUAUUGUCCUGGUUUUGGGAGGCUGCUGGGCGACUGCUUCGACUAACCCCUACAGCCUUCCCCAGUGGGACCUUCUGGUGAAUGGGUGUCCAUACAAAGAUGACCGCUAUUUGACCAAGCUGAUCCCAGUUAAUGGGAUGUCUGGACUUGCCUACCCCACCCAUUACAGACGCUUUGUCCUGAAGAUGUUCACAUUUGUGGAUCCAGACUCUAUGGCUCCAAUGCAUGAGACGCUCUACAUCCACUGCAGUACAGCUGUAUGUCUUCCAACUGCACAAGACUCUUGUGAACCAACGUGUGCCAGAAGAAGAAGAGAUGCUGCUGCAGAAGGCUCUCCUCACACCUCAGGAGUAGUGUCUAGUGGAGCUGUGAUCUUUACCCAAAGCUCCUCACCUCAGUUUGUUUAAAGCUAUGGCAAA
This is a messenger RNA of Ictalurus furcatus (blue catfish), 1428 nucleotides long. Its product is annotated as zona pellucida sperm-binding protein 4-like. Gene Ontology annotation, cellular component: egg coat. Gene Ontology annotation, molecular function: acrosin binding; structural constituent of egg coat. Bases 91 to 1416 code for a protein of 441 amino acids. Lineage: Eukaryota; Metazoa; Chordata; Actinopteri; Siluriformes; Ictaluridae. The record is from RefSeq and is a predicted model, not a curated record. The transcript is spliced from 7 exons. Gene Ontology annotation, biological process: binding of sperm to zona pellucida; prevention of polyspermy.